UGGCCAGGGAAAUUAACUGGGGUGGGCACCCGGGCUGGGGCUUAUUGGCUGCCAGACCCAGCUGUGACAAGGAGCGGAGAUCUGCCUGCGCCUUCAGGGGCCGGGGGUUAACUUCAGCUCCCCACACUCGGCCACUGCUUGGGAAGGUGGCCCCGAGGUUUGGUCUGAGGCUGGGAGCUCUCCAGUUCCUUGCCUACUCCUGCCUUGUGUUAUCAGCACUGCCCAGGGAUGGUGGGACCAUGAGGGUGGCAGCUCGCUCCUGGCUGCUGAGUCAUCCCACCAGCUUGCGUCAGAGCUAGAAGGUGAGCCGAGGAGGGAAAUCUCAUGUUUGCAGCAGGAGCAGCGGGGCUGGACAAGUUGGGUGGCACAGAGGGGUGCUUGAGAGAGUCAGUCGGAGCCUUUGGGAGUCACCAUGUCAUACCCCAAUGCUCCCCCGCCCUAUGACGACAAGAAUCCCCUCUACCCCCCACAGCCUGGAGCCUAUCCUGGGGGCUACCCACAGCCUGGAGCCUAUCCCGGGGGCUACCCACAACCUGCACCCUAUCCCGGGGGCUACCCGCAGCCUGGAGGGUAUCCUGGGGGCUACCCACAGCCAGGAGGAUAUCCCCACCCAGGUGUCCCGGUACCCCCAAUGUCAACAGUCCCGAUGAACCUAGGAGACAGCUACGGCAGUGGUGGCUCAGGGGAGGAGGACGGGCUGAGAGCAGGCACUUGGGACGACAAGAGCGUGCGACACACCUUCAUCCGCAAGGUCUACACCAUCAUCUCAGUCCAGCUGCUGGUGACCGUGGGCAUCAUCGCCGUGUUCACCUUCGUGUCCCCCGUCCGCACCUUUGUGCAGAGGAACGUUGCUCUGUACUACUCCUCUUACGCCGUGUUCCUCGUCACGUACCUGGUGCUGGCCUGCUGCCAGGGCCCCAGGAGACGCUUCCCCUGGAACCUCAUCCUGCUGAGUGUCUUUACGCUGGCCAUGGCCUUCAUGACAGGAACCAUCGCCAGCGUGUAUAACACCCGGGCUGUCCUGAUCACCAUGGUGAUCACUGCCAUAGUGGCCAUAAUUGUCACCGUCUUCUGCUUCCAGACCAAGGUGGAUUUCACGUCCUGUACUGGGCUGUUCUGUGUGCUGGGGAUUGUCGUCAUGGUGACGGGAAUAAUCACCGCCAUCGUCCUCUCCUUCAAAUAUGUUGCGUGGCUCCACAUGCUGUACGCGGCCAUUGGCGCGAUUGUCUUUACCCUGUUCCUCGCUUACAACACCCAGCUAGUGCUGGGGAAUAGGAAGAACGCGAUCAGCCCCGAGGAGUACGUCUACGGAGCCAUGGAGAUCUACAUGAACAUUGUCCAGAUCUUCAUCUUCCUACUGCAGAUCGUGGGCCGGAGCUAGAGCCUCCCCAGUGGUCCUGGCUGGAACUGCCCCGGGCCCAGGAGUGCUCCGGGAGCACCUUGCCGCCUUCCUUUUCCUCGUCCUUUACUGCUCCCCACCCUGGCGUGUCUCUCCCAGGCCAACGGCCUCUGGUUUCCCUUCUCACCUGGGGAGCCCAGCGUGGCUGCUCAGAGGGGUAGCAGGCGAGACUGGCCUGUCUGCCCUGCAGAAUAACCAGGCUCUGCCCAGAAAUGAAGCCAGUGUCAGCUGAUUUCUGCGUUCCCUGUUAAUUGCUCUGCUACCCUCUGUGCCCCCACGUGGCCUCCUGUCUUUCUUCUCUCCCCACGCUGUCCCCAGGGAUGUGUCAAUAUGCUGAGUUCAUCUCUUGCAGGGGUGUGUUCAUGGCACUGCUUCCAGGCCCGGGUCCUCUAGGCAGAGCUCCUGGGGAAGUGAGAAAUCCAAGGGCAGCCCCUGCCUGGCUACGCGGAUCCCCAGGCCCAUGACUGCGUCCUUUGCCAGUGGGCUCCCUCCAUUUCGGCUGCCUGGCAACAGGCUCCGUCCCCUUCUCUUGCCACGUGCCCACGGGGAGGAACGUUCCUUCACGUCAUCAAAUCCAAAUCCACCCAAAGGAGAGCAGAAAGCCAGGGGCUUAGUCCUCGCUCCGCUCUGAACCAAGGUGUGCAGGUUCCCUCCGCCCUGCAGAGCGCCCUCCGAUGGGGAGGAGCAGCAGGGGCUGCAAUCAAUGCACUGAGAUGAUUUUAAAGUGGAGGGGGGAUUUGUGAUCUGUCAGUGCUUUUCAGUUCCAGCAGGGUUUUCACCCUCCCUGUGAAUACAGAUCAGCACAGGCUUCAGGUCGAACACCAAUGCCUUGGGGCAGUUACAUGGCUUAAGCUAGCCUUAUGUAAAGUUAAAAAACCAAAAAGAUCUACUUAGCCACAGGCUGGGGAGGAAAAACGUACAGAGGCACGACCCAUGCUAGUGCUCCAAUUUUUGCUGUUUCUAAUUCAAUGUCUUUUAUCCUUGGUAAGCAAAGGGGUUUGUAUCGAGCUGCAUUUGACUAGUCUGGACAGCCAAAGGGCCUUGAAAUAACAUUGUUUGACAUGGGGCGAGGCGAAUGGUGAAUUGCAAAGCAGCAGUGCUCUGUACAUUGCUCAUACUCUCUAGUGAGAUUCGCUCAUUGCAGGAGGAAACAGAACUGGGGAAUUCUAGAGGCUGGAACAGGUGCUUUAAAUGGGGGCGUCCCUCCCAGCUUCCACCUGGAGGAUGGGGCAGAAACACUGCGUUGGAGCCCUCUGGCUCCCCUGGGACAGUGCUGGUGAAGGGGGUGGGGGGCAGCAGCUGAACCCAGAGCCGGUUCCCAGCUCCUCAUGGGAAGAGCAGGCUCAGAGCAGGGCGGCUGGAUCAGAAUCCCCAGGCGAACGCCCUAAAGGGCAGGGUGUAGGGAGGGGAACUGGGGGUGGAGCCAGCAUUAACCCUUUGUGCUCCUUCCACAACGCUAGCGGCUUGGGCCAGCCGUGUUCACUCAGUGCCUUAAAUCCCAAUGUUCCCAGCAGAUGAUUUGGGGUCAGCCCAGCACCUGGCAGGGAGUCGUCCCUUUCACAGGCAGCCCUCGGGAAGGGAGAACAGCCUGUCCUGGAUGCCAGCCUUGGAGGCAGAGCGGCUGGUGAGCAGAGCCCAGCUCUGUCCUGGCUGAGGGUGGGGGCAUUAGCCAGCUGGGGUUAGCUUUGCUAUGCAAAGGACUGUCAGGUGCGCUGCAGAGGUUAGUGGAUCGGCUCAACGGCCCCCCUUGAGGACAGACCUAGAGACCCCUUCCUUGGGAGCGCUCUGCAGACCGCCAGCUGGGUUCGGAGUGGUCCCCUGUCCAUGCACCAGGGGCGUGAGGAGAUGGCUGUAUAGUAUACGCUGUAUUAUAUUCUAACGCUGCAGCCAGUGGGAGCAGCGCGGUCGGCUCCCGGCAUCAAAGAACAUAGACAAGUUGCACUCAAUAAAGUGAAACGCUGUGUACUUUUUCAAGCA
Gopherus flavomarginatus (Mexican gopher tortoise) is the source of this 3376-nucleotide messenger RNA. RefSeq names its product transmembrane BAX inhibitor motif containing 1 (gene TMBIM1). Gene Ontology annotation, biological process: negative regulation of apoptotic signaling pathway. Bases 413 to 1381 code for a protein of 322 amino acids. The transcript is spliced from 12 exons. The record is from RefSeq and is a predicted model, not a curated record. NCBI's taxonomy places the organism in Eukaryota, Metazoa, Chordata, Testudines, Testudinidae. Gene Ontology annotation, cellular component: endoplasmic reticulum; membrane; Golgi apparatus.